Molecule: messenger RNA, 2153 nt
Organism: Nicotiana tabacum (common tobacco)
Lineage: Eukaryota; Viridiplantae; Streptophyta; Magnoliopsida; Solanales; Solanaceae
Product: replication protein A 70 kDa DNA-binding subunit B-like
Biological process (GO): DNA repair; DNA recombination; DNA replication
Cellular component (GO): nucleus
Molecular function (GO): DNA binding
Source: RefSeq, a predicted model, not a curated record
CCUCCUUCAUCUUCUUCUUCAUUUCUCAACAAUUCUCUCUUCUACAGUCUUUCUUUUAUCCCUUCAUUUUCUUCGCCUUUCACUGUUUGUUUAAAAGGGAGUGAAACAAAUGGCUAAAAUGGUGAGCCCAGAUGCCGUUUCGACUAUUUUAGCUAACCCAUCACCUGAUUCUUCUUCAGAUCUUCCUGAAAUUAUCGUUCAGGUUGUGGAUCUCAAGCCCACCGGCAACAGAUACAUGUUUUCAGCCAGUGAUGGAAAAAUGAAAAUCAAGGGUAUUUUGCAAUCCAGUCUGUCAUCUGAAGUUAUAUCUGGAUCCAUACAGAAUCUGGGUCUUAUUCGGAUUCUUGAUUACACUCUCAAUGACAUUCCAACCAAGAAUGAGAAGUACUUGAUUGUAACAAAAUGCGAGGCAGUAUCGCCUGCACUUGAAGCAGAAUAUAAGGCUGAAGUGAAGACCCAAGAAAAUGUACAGGAGAAUUUCAAGAACGAUGUAAAAAUGGAAGAAACUGGGAUUGUUUUGAAACCCAAACAGGAAUUUCAAACUAAAUCUGCUGCUCAAAUUGUACAUGAACAACAUGGAAACAUGGCACCAGCUGCACGAAUGGCGAUGACAAGAAGAAUUCAGCCGCUUGUUUCCUUGAAUCCUUACCAAGGAAACUGGACCAUUAAAGUUCGAGUAACUAGCAAGGGAAAUAUGCGGACUUACAAAAAUGCUAGAGGAGAAGGUUGCGUGUUCAAUGUUGAAUUAACAGAUGAGGAUGGUACACAAAUACAAGCUACAAUGUUUAAUGAAGCUGCAAGAAAGUUUUUUGACAAAUUUGAAUUGGGGAAAGUCUAUUAUAUAUCAAAGGGAACACUUAGGGUUGCUAACAAGCAGUUCAAGACUGUACAAAAUGAUUAUGAGAUGACUUUGAAUGAAAAUUCUCAAGUUGAGGAGGCUAGCAAUGAAGAAGCUUUUAUCCCAGACACAAAAUUUAACUUUGUCCCUAUUGAUGAAUUGGGACCAUAUGUCAAUGGCAGAGAGCUUGUUGAUGUAAUUGGAGUGGUUCAGAGUGUAUCUCCUACAAUGAGCAUAAGGAGGAAGAGUAACAAUGAGACAGUUCCAAAGCGUGACAUAACUAUUGCAGAUGCGACGAAGAAGACUGUUGUGGUAUCUCUUUGGAAUGAUCUAGCUACCAACGUUGGACAAGAACUACUAGACAUGUCUGAUAAAUCCCCAGUAGUUGCAAUCAAAUCCCUUAAAGUUGGAGACUUUCAGGGAGUGUCUUUAUCUGCGUUAAGCAAAAGUAAUAUUGUUGUGAAUCCAGAUUUACCUGAAGCCAAAAAAUUGAGAUCUUGGUAUGACUCUGAAGGUAAAGAAACUUCAUUGGCAUCUAUUGGUUCUGGUAUGAGUCCCUCAACCAAGAAUGGAGCACGAUCUAUGUACUCUGAUAGAGUCUCUUUGCUCCACAUAACUAGUAACCCAUCCCUUGGUGAGGAGAAGCCUGUGUUCUUCAGCAUAAAGGCAUAUAUAAGUUUCAUUAAGCCUGAUCAGACCAUGUGGUAUCGGGCAUGUAAGAUGUGUAACAAGAAAGUUACUGAUGCUUUUGGGUCUGGUUAUUGGUGUGAAGGAUGCCAAAAGAAUGAUGCAGAGUGUAGUUUGAGAUAUAUAAUGGCAUUGAAAGUUUCUGAUGCUAGUGGUGAAGCUUGGCUCUCUGCAUUCAAUGAGCAAGCAGAGAAAAUACUUGGAUGCUCUGCUGAUGAACUUGACAAGCUUAAAUCUGAGGAGGGAGAAACUGCUUAUCAAAUGAAAUUGAAGGAAGCUACAUGGGUUCCUCACCUUUUCCGGGUCAGUGUUGCACCACAAGAGUAUAACAGUGAGAAAAGGCAAAGGAUAACAGUCAGGGCUGUUGCUCCAGUUGAUUAUGCUGCAGAAUCCAAAUACUUGUUGGAAGAAAUGUCAAAGAUGAAUAUUUCCAUAUAAUGAAGCUAGCCAAAUCAAGAAUGUUAGAUUAUUUUUGUUAUAUUUUAAGGCUGAUGAAUGCUCAGUAGGAUUGGUUAGUAAACCAGUUGUAAAUAUGUCUCAUCAUUGUUGCUUUAUAGCAAGUGAUCACUUUUGAACUUUGAUAAAUGCACAUUUGGCAGUUUUGCAGUUUAUCAUAUUUUGUUGUGUA